This is a messenger RNA of Effrenium voratum, 1724 nucleotides long. NCBI's taxonomy places the organism in Eukaryota, Dinophyceae, Suessiales, Symbiodiniaceae. The record is from the annotation of a GenBank genome assembly.
UGAAAAAAAAACGACCCCGUGCAUUCGCCCAUCGACGCCAUGGACGAAGACUGGUCGGAGUGUGCCGCCCGACUGCUGGCGAGCGUGCCGCAGGAUCUUCGCACCACCUCGGACUGGACCAGCAGCGCCGCGCUGUCCUCAGCACGGACCAAGUCGCAGCUGCUGGAGGUUUGCGAGGCCAAGGGCCUGGAUUGCCCCGGCCGCAAGAGCGAGGUCAUCGCCGCGCUGCUGCGGGCAGAGCUGGGCCCCGAUCUGCCGGAAGAGGGCCUGCGGGUGUGCCACCCCGGAUUCGCCGUGGGCUACGAUGCCGCAAUGCGGAACCCUGCGUGGUGCGCCUAUCGAUUGAAUCCCUCGGAGCAGCGGGAAACCGACAACGACCGAAAGAGCUUCGAGCUGGAUCCUUCGCUGAAGGAAGCAGGCAUCGAGCAGACGUCCCCGAACGACUACAGGAACAGCGGCUUUGACAAGGGCCACUUGGCCCCUUCGCUGGCCCUCAGCUUUCGGCGGGAGAAGCUGAUCAAAGCGGAGCGCAGCCCCUGGAGAGCGAGUUACUACGCCAGCAACAUUGCGCCCCAGCUGGCCAACAUGAACCAAAGAAGUUGGCAAACAUUGGAGGACGCCCUGCACGACUAUGCGGAAGCUUUACCAGUGGCGCAUGCCGACGUGUUUGUGGUUGCUGGACUGGGGUAUUGGAAUCGCGAGUUGCCGCGGAUGUGGGAGGAUGGAACUGAGUGUAGCACUGAAUGCGUAGCUGACGACUUGGAUUGUCAGCCGUGCACCGACGACUACAUCACUGUUCCGACCUUCUUUUGGAAGGCCGCCUGCGACCCCUCGCUGGGCUCCUUCGCCAUGAUCGCGGAGAACGACCCCAGCUCCGACGAGUUGGAGGGCAGCAGCGGCGGAUGGCCGCCCUCCGUCUUCCAGGCCUACCCGGUCACUGCGGUGGAGCAGUUUUUCGGUCUGAAGCUGCACUUCCCUCUGGAGUGCCAUCCUGAGCAGAUCAACCACCUGGUCCCUCACUGGAACGAGGGUAAGACGAGCGGCACGGUGCCCACGGCAAGCACGCAGGGCCAGCUGAGCAUUGGCCUGCUGAAAAUCGGGGGGAAGCGGGUGAAGUACCGGGAGCACGUCUGGCUGCACUUCCGGGCCAGCUUCGGCCCGGCGGCGGACUUCCACACCUCGCUGAGCAUCCGCCCCCCGCCCGCGGCGUCCUUCUUCACCAGGGGGUGGCAGGCCGACUGCGAGACGCUGGCGCCGCAGCAGCUACCCUCAGUUCAGAGUUGCAGCCAGUCUUCCAGCGACAUCACACUGACCUUUGAUCAUCCGGCGAAAGGCGGCACUGCCCUGUUCAAGCUGCGGAUGGUAGCUCCCAAUGGGCCGCUGGCGCACAACCAGUGGCUGCUCAAGGCCACGGGGGGCAAGAUGGAGGCCGUGGUCGCCGGUGAGGGCUUCGAGCUGGUGCCCAGCGGGCAGUUCCAUGAGCACGUCCAGCGGCAGCUGCCCUUCUUCUGCUCUGCGGCCGUUUUGCUGCUCAUCUGCUGCGUGGGGUGUGGACGGCGCUUCUGCGGCCGCAGCGUGCGGGAGCGCGAGCUGGAGCAGGCGCUGGAGCGGGAGCGCGCCACGCUGCGGGAGCUGCGAGGCGCUGGCGGCGCUGGCGGCGCGUGGGCCAGCGGCGCUGCUGGCAUUGAGCUCUGGAACUUGCGCCAGACGCGGCAAUGAGGGAA